Messenger RNA from Cajanus cajan (pigeon pea), 1350 nucleotides. RefSeq names its product PsbP domain protein (Mog1/PsbP/DUF1795-like photosystem II reaction center PsbP family protein) (gene PPD5). Gene Ontology annotation, biological process: photosynthesis. Lineage: Eukaryota; Viridiplantae; Streptophyta; Magnoliopsida; Fabales; Fabaceae. Gene Ontology annotation, cellular component: extrinsic component of membrane; photosystem II oxygen evolving complex; photosystem II. Gene Ontology annotation, molecular function: calcium ion binding. The record is from RefSeq and is a predicted model, not a curated record.
CCUAUGUUGUUUAGAACAUGUUAAGUGUUUUUUGAAAGUGAGAUAAUGUUACAGUGAGAGUGAGGUAGUGGAUGACACAACUGAGAGCUAACAAUGGUUUUACCCUCUUCCUCUUCCUCCCUCUCCCUUUCCUUCUUCUUUCCCACUCCCACUCUGCUUCCCAAUAACCUUAUCUUCAGAAACAAUACCAGGGCAAUCCUUAAAUGCCCUUCAUCCGAUGAAAGACCACGCUUUUCAUGUUGUGCUCUAAAGCCCACUUCACAAAACAGGAUUUUUAGAAGGGAUUUGAUGCUGUUAGGCCUCACCUCGCUAUCUCUAACAUGCCCACUUUCAGUCACUCUUGCUGAAGAAGAGCCCAAAAUGGCUUCAUUUUUGGAUGAAAUAAAUGCCUAUUCUUAUCUGUACCCUGUUGAGUUGCCUUCCAAUGAUUUUUCCUUCAAAUGGGUAGAAUCCCGAAAGCCUGAGCGAUAUUCAUCAGCUGCACCACUUUCUCCUGAUGCACGCCUGCGCAUUGUGUCCGAGCGUGUUGACUUUAGUGACAAUGUCAUCAUUUCUGUCACGGUAGGUCCACCAAAUUUAAGCUAUAUAAAAUCAAAGGAUAAGAGUAAAUGGAAAGCAAAAGAUGUUGCUGAUUCAGUUUUAGCUGACAGAUCUUCACUGCGGGUUACCUCAAGUCAGCGCUUAGAAGAGAGUUCAGUUCUUAAUACUCAUUCUAGUGAAAUUGAUGGUGAGAUGUACUGGUAUUAUGAAUACCUUGUUCGUAAAGCACCUAUGAAACUUACCGACAAAUCAAAUAUUUACCGGCAUUAUCUUGCUUCAACGGCUGAAAGAGAUGGUUAUUUAUACUCUAUCAGUGCUUCAACUGUCAGCCCGCGGUGGGAAAAAGUGGGGCCUUUCCUUGAAAAAGCGGUGAGUUCGUUUCGUCUUCUUAGUCCAACAGAGAAUUAUGUUCCUCCGUACAAAGAUCCCUGGAGAUUUUGGUGAAAACUCGAAUUGUUUUUAAUUGUGAUAAUUUUUGGGGGCGUGAAAUUUACUAUUAUUUAUGCAAUCAUUUCAUUUUUCUUCGAAGAAGGCAAAUUAAAAUAGCAUCCCAUAUUCUUUGGGUUAUCUUGCAAAGAGAUGAGAGCAGAACUUGACGCCUUGUAAUUCUGUUUUGCUAAAUGUAUCUUAACAAAGGGUGGGAAACACAUUGUGGGAAUCCGAUUCACUCAUUUAUUUGUCUCGUAGUUUAGCUAGUUGACUUGAUGGGACAAACUGCAAUUGUUUUAUUAUGCUUUACUUAGUUCUCAUGUAGUUCUUUUUUCUGGUACAUGUACGAAAGUAAAGAAAAAAGUUCUCGUAGUUUUUUGA